ACCUGCACCUCUCACGACCAGGCAGUGCAUAAGGAACCAAUGGAUGCAUCAAGAAAUUACCCUCAGCAGUUCUCAAACCAAUUUGAACUGUAUGAUUUCGUCGAUGAUCCGAAUUUCGAUCAGUUCAUCGAUCUAAUACGUGGAGAAACUGAUGAUGCCGUCGGAGGAUACGAUUAUGAUCUUAUCGAAGGCAUUUUUGUUGAUGAUAAGCAUAUUAGUUCGACACCUGGGGAAUCUUUUGGCCUUGAUGCUUCAAGCACCAUUGCCCCUGAUCCUAACUCUGUUUUCGAUCCGCUGCAAAGUUUUUGUGGAGAAAUGAUGAAAGAUGGUGAGGAAGAUAACGAUGAGGAACACUCUUCCGGGACAACCACAGGGACCGCAACCACCAACACUACGAGUACAACAUCAAAGAAAGGAAAGGUUGAUCGGUCGAGAACUUUGAUAUCGGAGCGGAGGAGGAGGGGUCGGAUGAAGGAGAAGCUCUAUGCAUUGCGUUCCCUGGUUCCUAACAUAACAAAGAUGGAUAAGGCUUCCAUUAUCGGAGAUGCCGUACUGUAUGUGCAAGACCUGCAAACUCAGGCUAAGAAGCUAAAAGCCGAGAUUGCUGGACUUGAAGCAACAUUGGCAGGAUCUGAAAGGUACCAAGAAUCGGUUGAUAACACUUUCAAGAUUCAAGUGGCAAGAACCCACGGCCAUCCAAUUUGCAAGAAGAUAAUGCAGUUGGAUAUGUUUCAAGUGGAAGAAAGAGGGUUUUACGUUAAAUUGAUAUGCAACAAAGGUGAAGGUGUUGCAAUAUCACUUUACAUGACCCUUGAGUCCCUCACUAACUUCAAGGUUCAAAACUCCAAUUUGGCCACUGUUUCCGACUGUUUUGUGCUAACAUUUACUCUAAAUGUCAGAGAUUGUGAGCAGUCUGUGAACUUGCCAAACCUCAAGUUGUGGGUCACUGGGGCUCUUCUGAACCACGGAUUUGAGUUGGUAACACCUUUAUUAUCCUAAUCUGCAUCGCCUGUA
This is a messenger RNA of Hibiscus syriacus, 1014 nucleotides long. RefSeq names its product transcription factor FER-LIKE IRON DEFICIENCY-INDUCED TRANSCRIPTION FACTOR-like. The record is from RefSeq and is a predicted model, not a curated record. Gene Ontology annotation, biological process: regulation of DNA-templated transcription. The transcript has 4 exons. Gene Ontology annotation, molecular function: sequence-specific DNA binding; protein dimerization activity; DNA-binding transcription factor activity. Lineage: Eukaryota; Viridiplantae; Streptophyta; Magnoliopsida; Malvales; Malvaceae. Bases 40 to 999 code for a protein of 319 amino acids. Gene Ontology annotation, cellular component: nucleus.